Messenger RNA from Stegostoma tigrinum, 6507 nucleotides. Its product is annotated as ankyrin repeat domain-containing protein 33B-like. The transcript is spliced from 4 exons. Gene Ontology annotation, molecular function: protein binding. The record is from RefSeq and is a predicted model, not a curated record. The coding region runs from base 898 to 2373 and encodes 491 amino acids. Lineage: Eukaryota; Metazoa; Chordata; Chondrichthyes; Orectolobiformes; Stegostomatidae.
GUUGUCCCAAUGACCGAGUAAGAAUAGAGCAGCUCCCAGGCGGCAGGCUCCUCCUGCUGGUAGUGCUUUAAAGCCGAGCCCCUGCCAUCCGAUUACAGCUGAGCCGCUGUUACGGAGCGAUAUGGUGUGGAGCCGGACUCUGGGGGAAGGAGCGGCUCCGGCUGAGAGCCCGAGCGGAGAGUGAGCGCAGCGGAGCCGGCACCGGCCAGAGACACCGAGCAGACGGGGGCUUCAAGGAUGAUCGCUGGACGGAAGGAACCCACAGGGACAGACACCGAGGGAGACCAGGAGCUCAAACUCUCCAUCCCCGGACCCAUCCAGCUCCCAAGCCACGCCGCCGCUCGAACAAAUAAACCACCCCGGGAUCUCAACCCACCUCCUCCCACAAAACCUUAAUCCGCACCACUGCCCCCCCCCCAAAAAAAAGAAACCAGGACCUCAGACCUCACCCUCCCCUCUUCCUCCCAAAAGGAAACUGAGGAGCUCAACCCACUUCCCCUCCACCCCAACAUCUAGGGUUGAAGCCCAUACUCCUGUUCCCAUCCAAUUCCAAAAGAACAUCCUGGGACCCUGUACUCCUCCCACCUGCCAGGACCCAUUCGUCAGGAUCCAACACUACUCCCCCCCCCCCACCCCCCUGUUGUAUUCCACAACACCCCAAGGCCCUCACCCCAGCACCCUCAUGACCCUGACGCUCUAACCUGAGGAGCCGGACGCUCAUUCAUCUGGCUCAGGACCCCUACUCACCUGGAACCCUCCCGUCAGCCAGGCACUGUCCUACCCUCAGACCCAGGGCGGUGGGUUCCCACAGCUGGUGGUUGUCUCGGUUACCCUGGCUGCCCCCCUUUCGGGCCCUCGUUCCAUUGCUGCGGACCCACAGGCACCGGGGAGACCAACAUGCUGUUGAUGACGGACGUGAGAUUGGCAGAGGACAGUGGGAGAACUAGGACAAGUGCCAUGUCUCCCAGUACAACCCGUCUCCUGCAGCUGACCGAAGAGGAGUGGGAGGAUGCCGAGUUUGAGGAACACGAUGAGGCAGGCAAGGAGUCUGACACCUGCAGCAUCUUGUCUGAUGACUCCUUCUACCCUCCUGACUUUCAGUCGAUUAACAGCCAAACAGCGAGCACAACAAGUGGCCCAUUCAGCCUGUACCAGGCCUGUGCCAGGAAUGAUGCCAUUGCACUUAAGGAAUUAGUGUCUCAGGAGCUGAGUGAACGGGAGGUGAUGGAGAAGGACAGGAAUGGAAGGACUGGGCUGAUGGUGGCCUGUUACCAGGGAUUCAUGGACAUUGUCUUCGUAUUGGCUGGGUGCCCUCACCUUGAUGUCAAUUGGCAGGACAAAGAAGGCAACACAGCUCUCAUGAUUGCAUCACAAGCAGGACACAUCACAAUUACAAAUUACUUGCUGAACUAUUUUUCUGGAAUUGAUAUCGAGAAGAGGAAUGUCCAUGGGUUCACUGCACUGAUGAAAGCAGGAAUGCAAGGAAAAAAGGAUUGUGUCAGAGCCCUGAUGCUGGCAGGUGCAGAUAUGAAUGCCACAGAUCCAGGAAGAGGUUUUACCCCGCAACAGUGGGCACAGUUUACAGGACGGUUUGAAACCUUCUGUCUCAUGCGUAAGCUCCUGGCCAGACCUUGUCCAGUCCAGUUCAGUGACAGGUACAAGCCAGAGUGGCCAAAAUUGAAAGAGCUCGUAGCCAAAGCCAAUGAGCCCAAGAACUGCUUGGAAAAACUCUGUGAGACAAUUAGAUCAACCCUGACCAUCAACUUUCCCCGUGAUCCAGAAGAGGAUGGGCCCCUUGACCACAUGGUCCGCAUGACCACCGCCAUCUCCAGCCCUUUUGUUGCAACCGGAUGUAGGACAGUCUGCCCGAGCAGCCCCCCUUGUGUGGGCAAGAGAAGGUUCACAGUGCAAGAGAUCCUCAGAAAGCAGAAAUCUCCGACUAUGAAGGCUUCAGCCAAGGAGUACACCAAACACCAGAAAUUAUUUCAGAACUCUCAUCUUGUCGUCGUCUCAAAGAAGAGGGAACGGAGAGCCAGCCUUCCUCCAAUGACCUCUCCCUCCAAGCACGUGGCAGCUGCUUCCUCCAGGAGGGGCAGCCUGAUGCCCUUGAGUAUGAUGAGGUGGAGCAGUGUGCAGCCUGGGAUAGUGGUGCCCAAGGUGCGUAUAUUUAAAGCACCAACGCCGACUUAUGAGCCUGAGAGAAUACGCAGAAAGAGCAGUGCGAAGGGGAGCAGCAACUUCCUGGAAUUACCCCAGUGGAGGUACAAGGAGUUGAGGGAGGAAAGAAAGAAGGCAGAGGAGGAGGAGAAGAGAAGAGCCGAAGAAGCGGAGCGUGAGAGAGCGGCAAAGCUGGCAGCAAAAAGAAAGUCCUAAAGUCAACAGGAACUCUUCAAAAGGGACGUAGGUCUAGAACAAAGGAAUUGUGAUCUGAUCCUCUGAUGAGUGGCAAGAAUUCUUAACUACGAAAAGAGGGCUAUGAACUGCGGAAAGUUUCAGAGUGAGUCGUGUUGAGCAGUGAAAAUGCAAUGGGUAAGUGUGAAAUACUGUGGAGAGUAUGACUUUAGCAACAGAAUACAGUCAGCUGCUUCCUGUUCAUUUACAUAACAUGACAUUCUCGGAGAUCUUCAGCUCACUGAAUCAGCCCUCGUUAAUUAGCAUCAGGAGAAUUAUGACAAGUUUAAAAUUGCUUAAGUCUGCGAUUGUCAAAAACCUUUAAUACAACUUGCGGACAGUUCAGCCUUCUGGUUAAUACACUGGGUAUGACCACAUCAGAGACUGCUUUCUACAGACUUCCUUGCGCAGAUGGCGCACCCUCCUCAUUUUUCUCAAGCAUUGAACAGACUGAUCAGCAUGGCCAUCGCACACUACACCACUUCAGUUGGUUGAAAGGACUGAGCAGUCUGGCAUGUCAGCAGAAGUUCUGUCCGCUGAAGUAAAUUAUACAGUGCAGUGCGCAAUUACAUUGGAUGUACAAUCAAUUGAUAUUCCAAAAUAGAGUCGAAACCACAGUUAUUGACAACCAUUGGUUCACAAACCACAAAUGGAUAUUUGCCUCCGGAGAAGUACGUUAGUUUUUGAUGGUGACUGUACUGGCAGAAUGACUAUGGAUGGCCACAACAAUAUUUAAAGGAGAGGAUGAUGGAGUAGAUUGUGAAGCAGUUAGAUGGCUAAAGGAAAGCCAGCUGCUAGUAUCAGAGUUAAAUUAUUUGCAUUACUGGCACAUAUAGUUUAGAGAAAACACUUCAAAACCUGGGAAGGGGGGAGGAUUUUAGGGAGAAAAAUCUACCUCUUUGAGCUAUAAUUGUCCUCCUAUCUCCCCUGUGUUGCUGUGCGUGCUGAAUUCUUCAUUCACUAACACUCAAUGUAGUCAUUGUGCUUCGUUCCCACAACAAAAGGGCAGUGUUGGGAAUUUGGAGUACUGUCCUCGCACUGUGUCUAUCCUUAGGUCUUCCAGGACAGAGACUAUGUCUGUGUAAUGGAAGUGAGUUCACUAAGGAUUGUGAGUUUAACACACAUCAUUCUCAGUGCAAUGUUGUCCAUUUCUUUGUUUCAAAAGAUCUGUAUGAGGUGCAAAUACCAGCAACUGUGUUCAGACUUUUUUUUUAAAAAGUGUGCAAUUAUUCUGAAAACUGAGCAGAAAUACCAAUGACAAGAUGGUCAGUUGAAGGGAAUGGGCCUCCCUACAUGGAAACACUCUAAAGACUGAAGGAUUACAGAGUGAAAAUGGGUGUCACAUAAUAGAUGUGUUGAAUGAGAAACCUGUUUAUGAAUUUAAAUGUUCUCUAUUGCUACACAUUCAGCAGAGUCAUGCUCAAGGCUGUAUGGCCCAACCAAGUGUCCCACAAGAGGUAGUGAGCUACAAAUCUGAAUAGCACUUCCUCAUUCAGUGGUCCCCUGCUUGUGAUUUUGAUCCUGUAUUUACCUCUUGAAGGGUAGAAGAAUGGGAGACUGGACUGAAUCCUACCUCUAUCCCCUAUGGCCAUUCAGGUCAAGGAGGUGCCCUUGCAGUAAACCAGCCAGAGUUCCCAGCAGAUUUAACCUAGCCAUAAGGGGGGGGGGGGUGCAAAUGAUGAAUACCACCAUUCUACUGCACUGCUGUGAUAUGUUGUCAAAUGUUCAGGGUGUGCUGCUUAAGCCCCUUGUUGUUUCUGUCAAUGAGAAGUAGAGAUAUAGAAUGUGCAACAUCAUGCAUUACAAAAUAAUCAGCAACACAAACUCAGGUACACAAAGCUCUGAACUUUACACAUAGAAUAAGACUCAGGCUGUGACACUGUUCUUGUUUUUCAAAUGCCCACUUUUUAUGCCCCUGAAACCCAUAAAAAGAAUCCAGUUGGCUGGGGAUGGAAUUACAAGGCUCCAAUCAACAAUCUGCACUUUUCCAUAUUGGAGAAGUGAGCAUGGACCUAUGGAGCAGGCUGGUCGCAGUCCAGCAGUCAGUAGGUUUGCUGCUCAGCAAGAUGUAAAGCAUUGAAUCAUUGCUAACCAUCUUCUCACCUUUGAGAAUCUAGGUGAUUUAACACUUGAAUUAUUUAGAUUAAUUGAAGCAUUUUCUUGAAUAAAAUGCUCCUUUUAUUUUCAAGUCUGUAAAACGUUCCUUGUUGGUCUCCAGCACAUUGGAGACACCUGAUUCUGUUUGGAAACACCUCAGGUGGUUUGUGAUGUCAAUCUCUUCCCAUUACCAUGAAGGUUGUAUAAUGGCAACAUUAGAUCAGGCUAUCCAAGAGGUAUGCUCCCAAAUGUGGCAGCUUUGCAAACUACUCUGUUAAGAGUCACUUUAUUAUCAAUAUUAUGAUACAGGUAGCAUUAUUAGUAGGAACACACUCAUCAUAUUCUAGGGAGGAAAUCACUUGGUGCUGAUGAUGUCCUUCCAAGCAAUUUAAGAAGGGUUUUAGCUAAAAGCAACCAGUUGCAGACCCGCAUGUCCUCAAACUGACUGCAUUGUAAAAUUGAAAUGCUAUAAAUAUUGACCAUCCCAAGCUACUAUUGCUAUGGUCUCAGCAGUGGAUCAGCUGGUUGAACAUUUGCCUGUGAAAGGGGAGGUUCUGGGUAGAAAACGAGUACUAAAAUUAAGGUUAACACUCCAGCGCAGUACCAAGGAAGCACUACAAUGUCAGAGGUAUUGCCUUUCAGAUGAGAUGCGUUUGCCUACCUAGGUGGAUAUAAAAGAUCUCGGGUCAGGUGAAGAUCAUGCUGAGUUGAGGAAGGUGGUUGUUCAAGGCCCUGGGAGUACAAGGGGUCAAGGAAGUGGUUGUUAGAUCGGCAGGUGUAGAGUUGAUGUGUGGUCAGCUGAACAGUUACCCGGGAUUCAGGCAAUCAAAUGUCUGGCUUCCUGGUUAACUAUUAAGUUACUAGAAGCAGACCCCUCUGAAGUCACUGCAUUAAAGAUUUUUUUGGAGGAGUCCAGAUACAGAAGGAUUGUCCAUUUUAACCUCCAAUUUCAUGGGCAAUUGCCAAAGAUUCUGCUAUGUCUGUAAUUCCUCAGGGUCUUGCUCUGCAACUCCAGUCAGUGGUGCAGAAAUGAUUCUUUGGCCAUCAGAAUUUCAAGAUCACUAUUUUAAGUGUUCAAGGGCGAGUAUUUAAAGCACUUUACAUCUUUAGUGUAGGUUACGGUAUUUAUUAUAGCCCUGGACUACGACCAGAGGACAAUUUUAGAUGUACUAAUAGUCAUAGCAGAGUGUCCGUCUGCACCUUGUAGAUCAUAGUUUUUAUACUAUAUCUCCUACAGCGGGUGUCCUCUGUAAUCCUUGCUGAUCUCUCCUCCCUCCAGAAAUAGCCAAAAAUCCUUGUCUAAACAAGUGACAUUGGUUGUAACAUUCACUCCACAAAAGCUUUAUUACUUUUCCAAGGCAAAUGAUUCUCAAGUAGUAUUCAGGAAGAGGAGCUUGGAAUGUGUUCUCUGUUUAUUGCCAGCAGCUAACUAACUGACCCACGGAAAACCAAGCACUAUUUCCAAUCAAUGAUGUAGCAUGUUUUAGCCCAAGGGUGGAAAUAUAUUGAACAAUAAAAGGCAAGGAACUCAGGGAUGAGGCAAUCUACACCAGCAAUAGCACACAGGAUACUUGGACAUGGUAUUUUGGUGUCUUUACUGCUAGUGCACCAAAUAGCAAUAAUUAAAAAAAAAUUGAUCUCACCUUUCCCCCUUUGUGAUGUUUUUUAGAGGGGAAAUGUUUAGGGUAUGAUCAUUAUCAAAAAUGUAAAGGUCAAACACUGUGUGUGAGAGGAAGAUGUUUAUAUGAUUUUUUAAAUAACGUGCAAUAACAAGCUAUUUUUAAAUGUAUCAGCUGUUAAACUACUUGGAUUGCAUUUUAAAAUAAUUGUACAGAUUUGUUUAAUUGGCAUUGGUGUGAAUGUUUCCAAGGUUGAUCCUUGUAAAAAAAUACUAAAAAUGCGACAAUUGUAUGCACUUGCAAGAAUGCAAAUACCCAAUGUCAUAAAUGUAAUUAUAAUGUGAGAUUCAGUCUUAAUGUUGAAAACUUGACUUUAAAAAAUAAACAGGCUGAGAAAGCA